Suillus clintonianus is the source of this 960-nucleotide messenger RNA. Its product is annotated as 4-hydroxybenzoate polyprenyl transferase. Gene Ontology annotation, biological process: ubiquinone biosynthetic process. Lineage: Eukaryota; Fungi; Basidiomycota; Agaricomycetes; Boletales; Suillaceae. The record is from RefSeq and is a predicted model, not a curated record. Gene Ontology annotation, molecular function: 4-hydroxybenzoate polyprenyltransferase activity. Bases 1 to 960 code for a protein of 319 amino acids. Gene Ontology annotation, cellular component: mitochondrial inner membrane. The transcript has 6 exons.
AUGGCCGACAAAUCACUUAUAAUCAAACAGCACCUUCAGGAGUGCCCAACUCUGGCCCCCACAUGGGUGGAUCACCUUCCUUCCAACAUACGUCCUUACUUUUAUCUCGCACGAGUUCACAGGCCCUCUGGAAUACUUUUACUGUUUUAUCCAUGCGCAUGGUCGGUUACCAUGACCUGCUACGCGCUCAGUGCGCCGAUCGCGACAGUGUGGACCUAUCUUGGAUUUUUUCUUGUGGCCUCUCAAGUAUUCUGUGCUGCCGGGUGUGUGAUCGACGACAUGUGGGACAAAGACAUUGACGCUGCUACUUCACGGACACGCACGAGACCCUUGGCUGCAGGCGAUCUCUCGAUGUUCCAGGCAUCCAUCUUCCUUAUUUUGCAGUUAGCCAUUGGCGUCUGGCUUUUCAUGCAGUUAAAUAAAUACAGCUCGGUUCUUGGACUUUCCUCCCUGGUUUUAAUCGUGUUAUAUCCUAUCAUGAAGCGUGUGAUAGCAUGGCCACAAGCUGUGCUUGGCAUGUGCUUCAGCUGGGGAUCACUUUUGGGGACAGCUUCUGUUGCCGGAACGGUCGACUGGCAUAUAUAUAUCCCCCUAUACAUGGGGGGCUUGUGUUGGACAAUCGUGUACGAUACUUGCUACGCCCGUCAAGACAGAGAAGAAGACAUCAUAAAUGGCAUUCACUCGACCGCAGUUGUUUUCGGAGACCAGAUUCGGCCUAUUCUUUUAACUUUCUCUUUCGUUGCUUGUUCUUUGAUAUCGUACGCCGGGUUCCUCAACGGACAUGGCUUCCCUUUUGUCAUUGGCGUAACUCUUGGGGCAUUUCACCUUGUCCGACUCUUCGGCAGGAUCGACUUCGAAAAUAUGGAGAGUUGCGAUGAUUGUCUCAUCAACACCACUUGGUUUGGUUUCUGGGUUUGGGCGGGAGCUAUGGCCGACUAUGUUGUGAAGAUGCAGUUGUAG